Molecule: messenger RNA, 1278 nt
Organism: Trichobilharzia regenti
Lineage: Eukaryota; Metazoa; Platyhelminthes; Trematoda; Strigeidida; Schistosomatidae
Source: the annotation of a GenBank genome assembly
AUGUCACCUUCAGCAUUUCUCGGGGAUUUACAUGAAGGCUGUCAUAACUAUCAAGCAUUAUGGAAGAAUCGAGAUGAAUCAGAUAACUUUCAACAACAUCAUGAUGAAGAAAUUAUCAAGGAAGAAAAACGUGCUGAAGUGGAGGCGGAAAUACGACUUCAGGUUGAUGAAUUACUUCGUGAAGAAUUAAGAAAUUUAAAAAUGGCAAUUGAUAAAGAACGUGUCAAACGAGUGACUAAGAAAAGGUCAAAAAAGGGUAGAAAAAGUAAAAAAGGCAAAAGAAGACGAGAUAAAGAUAUCACACCAGAUAGAACACUUAUUUCCCUCUAUGAAGAAUUAGCAUUAGCUGGAAUCAUUAAAAAAGUUGAAAAAUGUUCAAUGAGUGAAUACUACGGGGAAUAUUCUUAUUUAGGCACAACAUUAAGACAAGCUAAUAUUGAACCUCAACCAUCGUUAAGUGAUGUACGCCGGUUAGUCACUGAAUAUGCCAUACUACCGUUAGGUUCACAAACUGUUCAUGAAAAAGCACCAUGGAUAAAAUCUUUGCUAUUAGCUGGACCAAGUGGAACAGGGAAACGUACACUAGUCAAUAUUAUAUGCACUGAAACUGGAGCUAAUUUAAUUGACUUAUCCGCUGAAAAUAUUAUUGAUAAAUAUCCUGGUAAAGAUGGUCUAAAGAUGUUGAUACAUCUUGUCUUUAAAGUUGGACGAUUACUUCAACCAACCAAACUACCUAAAACUGAUCUAUCUGAUCCAAAACGUCUGAAAAAAGAAUUACCAAAAGCAAUGAAACUUUUAACACCAAGUGAUCGUGUCCUACUGAUCGGGUGUUCAUCAGCUCCAUUUGAAGCAGAUGUACGACCAUUUUGUAAUUUAUAUCAAAAGAUUAUUUUAAUACCAAGACCAGAUUAUUCUUCAAGAAACAUUAUCUGGAGAACACAGAUUUUUCGUCAUGGUGGUAUACUCACCGAAAACUUAGACAUUACAUCAUUAUCAAAAAUAUCUGAUGGUUAUACACCUGGUCAAAUAGCUCAAGCCUGUAGUCAAGUGGUUACAGAGAGGCGUAUAGCUCAGUUGGCUAGAAAGUGUUUAAAAGCAUCAGAGUUUAUUGGCGCUUUAGCACAAAUGGAACCAGUAUUCGCUGAUGAAGAAGAAGCCUAUAAGACAUGGUAUCGAAAAACUCCACUUGGUAAACAGAAAGCUUUAGCUAUUGAAGCUGAAAAAGAGGCUGCUGCGAGUGGUGGUAACAAGAAACCUGUUCGAGGCGGAAGGAAAUAA